UUGUUCGCGUCCCAUUUUGGGUGCAAGUUGUGCACCACCCAAACACUUUGUACCAUGUAUCAGCGGGCAGGAAGCUCCUGUGCAGGAACUCGCUUCGUCUCAGGUCCGCACAUUUCAUUACGGCAGCGGUUGACGGGGACCUUACGUGGCAUUCCUAAGAUGUCUUUUUCCUACUCGCGCAACAUUGAUUUCGGUAUCAUUUAAGAAGGUCUACGAGGCCUGUAUUUGUAUCCAGGUAAAAGAAACCUUGUCACAUCCUCUCAGAACACCUUUCUUGCUGGGAUCAUGGCAACCGGUGCGAUGCUUCGUGGCAAGGCAGCCUUGGUAACGGGUAGCACGCAAGGCAUUGGUCUUGCCAUGCUGAAGGCGUUGGCGUCCGCGGGCUGCAAUGUUACAAUGCAUGGCAUUGCGAAUGAUCUGGAGAAGAUUAACGGGGUCUGCAAGCAAAUUGCCAAGGAAAGCGGGGUUGAGGUUACUUACUCGGACGCAAACCUGCUGAGCCCGGCAGCUAUCCGCGACAUGGUCAAGCAAACGCAUUCAGCGUUUGGCAGACUGGAUAUCUUGGUAAACAACGCUGGCAUCCAGUACGUUUCCCCCGUCCACGAGUUCCCAGAGGACAAGUGGGAUGCCAUCAUCGGCGUGUGCCUCAACGCCACCUUCCACGCCACCAAGGCUGCACUACCGUACAUGAUGGAGCAGGGCUGGGGUCGCGUCAUCAACACCGGCUCCAUGCACGCGCUCGUGGCCUCCCCCUUCAAGUCCGCCUACAAUGCCGCGAAGCACGGCGUGGCGGGGUUCACCAAGACAGUAGCGCUUGAGGUUGCCACCAAGAACAUCACCGUCAACGCCAUCUGCCCCGGCUACACGGACACCGACCUAGUUCGCAAUCAGAUUGCGGACACGGCUCGCAUCCGCGGCGUCCCGGUGGAGAGCGUCAUCCGAGAUGUGAUGCUGGCGGACCAGCCCACCAAGAAGUUCGUACGUCCCGAAGACAUUGGUGCGCUCGUGGUGCACCUGUGCGGGCCGCACUCGGAUUCCUUCACCGGCGCCUGCCUCUCAAUCGACGGUGGCUGGGUGGCGCGCUAGGCGGGUGAGGAACGAGGCGCGCGCGUGGAGGUGGAGGUGGUGGAGGUGGUGGGGGUGCUGUACACUAGGAGAGAGGUGUUGUGUCUUUGUAUCUUGUAUGCUGGUAGGAGCAGUGGGCCGGAAGUGUCAUCGGGCAACAGCGAUGUCAACUGCACUCAUUGGCAUCGACCCAGAUGAUGGCUCACAUGUAUCGUAUGCAGGAAGCUCGGUGAGUCUUUAUACGUAGUAAGUAUGGUAGUAAAGAUGUUCGGUGCUUGUUUUGCCUUGCGUAUCGGACAAAAGCAGUGGAUCCCGGAAGAAGGGUGCCAGUAACGGCGAUGGUAAUUGUCAGGGUGUUGUGGGGCGCCAUGCGGCAAUGAGGAGUGGAAAGCCCGGGGGGCCUUAUGUACAGGAAGCACAAAUUCUCGUACAUAGCUUAAAGCUAUAGAUCUGCUUGCUAGUGUCCUAUCACAUGGGCCGCCGAAGCCAUCCUAAUAAGUGCGGCAACUGCACGGUUACGCGAUAAUGGCUUAUUUGCAGCACUGCGCUGUUUACCCUGUUUUGUUUAUAACGGCGCUUGUUGCGCGGUAUGUGUUGUAGUUAUGUUCAGUUUGUUUUUUUGGAGCCCGCCUACCUUUGGCCCUUUCCAAUGGCCAGUACGUUGGGACUAGGGAGUGGUGCUUUGAAAGCACGGCAUCUUGGUCUCUACCUGCCGUUUAGAGCAAGGGUUUAAAAAGGCCGUUGCUGCUCGUGGUGCCAUUUGCGACGUUGCGGACAUGUGCAGCCGCCUUUGAAAGAAACGUACGGAGGUUCUGGGGCUGAUGCCACAGGAAUCUUAUGACCCAGCAGCUGGCGGCGGGUUUUGUUAGCGGCUUCGAGUCUGCAUCUCGGUAAAACCCG
This is a messenger RNA of Astrephomene gubernaculifera, 1965 nucleotides long. The record is from the annotation of a GenBank genome assembly. NCBI's taxonomy places the organism in Eukaryota, Viridiplantae, Chlorophyta, Chlorophyceae, Chlamydomonadales, Astrephomenaceae.